CCCGAGCCCGCCGCCUUCGCGAUCUAUCCGUCCGCGGAUGUGCAUUCUCCCGUGCCCGCCUUCGAUCCGUGUCUGCCCCCCGAGUUCCCCGCCAUGCCCACCGCCGGCGUAUACCAGCCCCUUGCGGCUCCCCUCAGCCCGCUGCAGGCGGCGUCUAUGCCGCCGGCGGACGCGUGGGACGGGCUGCCGUACUACGCAGACCCUGCUUAUGGUGGAGGUGGCGGUGGUGGCACUGGGCAUGAUUUGGCCCCUGCACCGGAACUGCCCGCUGAUUGGCUGGACGAAUGGUCACGCGUCCAAGCGGCCUGCGCCAUGAAUUACGAUCACCACACAUACUAGGUUCGAUUUACUGUACAUUUUUCAGCCCACUACUGCUACAUACUUUUCGGCGCCACUCUUUUAUGAACAUAGCUCGGAUCUUUAUAAUGCACACGUACAUAGCAAUUGUAAUGUUGACAAACCCGCGGAUAAUCCAGCGUAUGUAAACCGGGUUCGAUGCGUGACGGGGAGCCACAUACAUGGGUUUAUCUUCUCGCGCUUGGAUCGGCUCUCACGUGACCGCGUCUCCUCGGCGAUUCUUGUCUUCGGCCCGGUGUGCCCUUAUAAUGGACUAUGCCCCUGCGCAUCCGAAUUCGCACAUCCACAGCGCUUGCCUGCCUGCCUCAUCGACCAUGUCUGCUCCCACCACCGAACCCGCGAUCCUGGCUGCCCGACGCGCGCAGCAGCACACGAUCGACGUGUCCAAGCUGCCGCAGAACCUCGACAUGUCGGCGGAGAACAUCACACAGAACGUGCUCGCGAUGAACGAUAACUGCGGAGAUCCGCGGAUGAAGUUCGUCAUGACGAAUCUGGUAAAGCACCUGCACGACUUCGUGCGCGAGACUUCGAUCACGACCGAGGAGUGGAUGACGGCGCUCCUUUUCUUGACGAAGACCGGGCAGAAGUGCACCGACAUCCGGCAGGAGUUCAUCCUCCUCUCCGACGUCCUCGGCGUCUCGGCGCUCGUCGACUCGAUGAACCAUGCCAAGCCGCCCGGCGCGACCGAGUCCACGGUCCUCGGCCCCUUCUUCACCACCGAUGCGAUGGACUUUGAGAACGGGGAGAGCAUCGCGUCGGAAGGAAAGGGUGAGUACAUGUGGGUCGAGGGCAAGGUCCUCGACACCAAGGGAAAUCCGAUCCCCAACUGCAUCAUCGAUACUUGGGAGACGGACAGCGACGGGCUCUACGACACCCAGUACUCCAACCGCGGACGCCCGGACUGCCGCGGCCGUCUGCGCACCACCGACGACGGGUCGUUCUUCUACCGCGCGGUCGUCCCCGUGUCCUAUCCGAUCCCGAGCGACGGACCCGUCGGGAACCUGCUCGACGCGCUCGGCCGGCACGUCUUCCGGCCGUCGCACCUGCACAUGAUGCUCGAGGCGCCUGGCUUCGAGAAGCUCAUCACGGCGCUGUACCCCAGCGGCGACCCGUACCUGCAGAGCGACGCCGUGUUCGGCGUCAAGAGCAGUCUCAUCGAGAAUUUGACGACGGAGACCGAUCCCGAGCUGACGCGGGCGCGCGGGUUCCUGAACGAGACCAGCCACAAGGUGCUCAAGCACAACUUCGUGCUGGCCACGGUGGAGGAAGGGAUCCAGGCCAAGAAGCAGACUAUGAAGGCCGCGUCGGGGGAGGUGUGAUGAAAGAAACAAAACAAAGUGGAAUACCUGUAAAUGUAUAUCAUGAUCCGUUACGAACAGUCUGUCGGAAUUUGAACGUUCCUGCUCUCGAGGACCUCGGCUGCCGCAGUCAUCGUAAC
This is a messenger RNA of Mycena citricolor, 1795 nucleotides long. Lineage: Eukaryota; Fungi; Basidiomycota; Agaricomycetes; Agaricales; Mycenaceae. The record is from the annotation of a GenBank genome assembly.